AUGAAAAAAUCAACUACAAUUGAUACAUUUUUCAAAAGAAAGAAUGUUGAAGUUUCAACAUCUGAUGUCUCAUCAAAUCCAUCAGUAUCAGUGGAUGUAGAUCAUGAAAAUUCAAAAAAUCGGCCAAUAAAGUCUUUAAGACUUGACAUUAAAGAAGGGUUUGAUAUUAAUUCAUUAGAGCGUGAUCCAGGAAUACGCCCGCCAAUAUGGGAGUAUCCACCUGAGAAGCGUGAUGAAGUUCGCAGAGCUUACAUUAAAGCUGGUCCAUUUCAGAUUAUACUAUCUAGCUAUCAAAAAUCAGAAGAAGCUCAUUCACGUUCUUUUCAGUCAUCUUGGUUUAAGCUAUUUCCAUCUUGGUUGGAAUAUUCUCCUAAAGUACAUGCUGCAUUUUGUCUACCAUGCUUUUUAUUUCACUCUAAAGAUGCACAUCCUAGAUUGAAUGCAUUUACUGUUAAUGGAUUUCGAUCAUGGAAAAAAGUGAGAGGAAAAAAUUGUGCAUUUUUAGCACAUAUUGGAGACGAUAUAAAUUCACCUCAUAGAAAUGCUGAGAAAGCAGUUGCAGAUCUCAUGAACCAACCAACACAUAUUGGAAGAAGGUUUGCGAACUUCACAUCACAAGAAAUCGCUGACAAUAGACUUCGUUUGAAAACAUCAAUUGAGGGGAUUAGGUGGUUAGCAUUUCAAGCAUGCCCUUUUAGAGGUCACAAUGAAUCUAAAACUUCAAUUAAUCGGGGAAACUUUUUAGAGUUAUUAAGUUUCAUAACUUCCUAUAAUGAUAAGGUAGCAGAAGUUUUGGAUAAAGCUCCACGAAAUGCAACAUAUACAUCACCAACAACGCAAAAACAAGUUUUGCAUGUCUUGGGAAAUAAAGUGAGAAACGCGAUUCGUGAAGAAAUUGGUGAUGCAAAAUUUUCAGUAAUAGUUGAUGAAGCACGAGAUGAAUCUAAGAAAGAGCAAAUGUCAAUUGUUUUGAGAUUUGUUGAUAAAGAUGCGUAUGUGCAAGAACGUUUUUUCGGGCUUAUUCAUGUCAAAGACACUGCUGCUUUAACAUUAAAAGAAGGUAUUUUCUCUAUACUCUCUAAUUAUAGUCUUGAUGUUCAAUCUAUUCGUGGGCAAGGUUAUGAUGGCGCAAGUAACAUGCGUGGACAAUGGAAUGGUUUACAAGCUUUAAUUUUAAGUGAAUGUCCUUAUGCUUACUAUGUUCAUUGUUUUGCACAUCGUUUGCAAUUGGCAUUAGUUGCUGCAUCUAGAGAAGUUAUUCCUGUCCAUCAAUUUUUUACAAAGUUGAACUCCAUUGUUAAUAUUGUUGGUGCUUCAUGUAAGCGCAAUGAGUCAUUAACUUCUUUUGAAUUUGUUUUUAUUUUGCAUCUUAUGAAAAAAAUUCUAGAGAUUUCAAAUAUACUCUGUCAAGCUUUGCAACUUCAGUCUCAAGAUAUUUUAAAUGCAAUGCAUCUUGUUUCAUCCACUAAGACUCUCAUUCAAAAAUUGAGAGAAGAUGGAUGGGAUGAAUUAGUUGAUGAGGUGAAAUCUUUUUGUGAACCUGUUAAUAUACCUGUGCCAGAUUUUAAUGCUCACUAUACUACAAAAAGAGGAAGAAGUCGUGGUCAACAAGAUGCAAUUACAGUGGAGCAUUAUUACAGAGUUGAUCUUUUCAAUGCAGUGAUAGACUUUCAACUACAAGAAUUAAAUAACAAAUUCAAUGAUAACACAGUGGAGUUACUCAUUCUUAGUUCAGCUUUAGAUCCAAGAGAGAUACACACAUCAUUCAGAAUUAAUGAUAUUUGCAAGUUGGUACAAAAAUUUUACCCAAAAGAUUUUACAGAAUACGAGAUGGUACAACUAAGGACACAAUUUGAACAUUUUGCUCAUGUACGAGAACUUCCUGAUUUUACAGUUUUGGCAACCAUUUCUGAUUUAUGUCAGUGGUUGGUAAAAACUAGAAAAGCAGAGAUUUUUCCAAUUGUGUAUAAAGUUAUAACUCUUAUUCUUACACUUCCAGUUUCUACAGCUACCACAGAACGAUCCUUUUCAGCUAUGAAUAUAGUGAAGACUACACUUCGCAACAAGAUGGAAGAUGAAUUUUUAAGUGAUUGUUUGCUCGUUUAUAUUGAAAGGGAAAUCGCCAAAAAAUUUAGUAUAGAUUCACUUAUCGAUGAUUUUCGUGAUAUGCAAGAAAGACGUUCUGUAUUUUAA
Cannabis sativa is the source of this 2193-nucleotide messenger RNA. RefSeq lists its product as uncharacterized. Gene Ontology annotation, molecular function: protein dimerization activity. The record is from RefSeq and is a predicted model, not a curated record. NCBI's taxonomy places the organism in Eukaryota, Viridiplantae, Streptophyta, Magnoliopsida, Rosales, Cannabaceae. Bases 1 to 2193 code for a protein of 730 amino acids. The transcript has a single exon.